Mercenaria mercenaria is the source of this 11724-nucleotide messenger RNA. RefSeq names its product TBC1 domain family member 16-like. Gene Ontology annotation, cellular component: early endosome. Lineage: Eukaryota; Metazoa; Mollusca; Bivalvia; Venerida; Veneridae. Gene Ontology annotation, molecular function: GTPase activator activity. The transcript is spliced from 11 exons. Gene Ontology annotation, biological process: activation of GTPase activity. The coding region runs from base 175 to 3015 and encodes 946 amino acids. The record is from RefSeq and is a predicted model, not a curated record.
GGAUAUGUUUUGAGAUAUACCCAUCGAAUUUGUCCAAGAUAAUGCGUGUGUAAAAAUCAACAUUUCAUUACGUUUCUUUGCUGCCUGUUUGUCUAUUUGCUGGAACAAUUUGAUAUCCAGGAAAGCUUCUGACAUGAUUUUGGAAUAAGGAGACUGUCAGGCAGUCUGGAGAGUAUGGCAUUCAGUAACAUUUUCAAGAAAGCUUCAAACCUGUUGGGUUUUACUUCACCAACGAAUGUGAAGCCGCCACCUCUAGAUGGAGAGAUUAUCUACUGUAAGAACAAUGUUUGUGUCCAUCCGCCAGCAACCUUGAAUACUGACAAAAUGGAACAUCAUCAGGGAUAUCUCACCCUCAGGUCAACUAAUGACAAGAUUGCUGGCCCAACCUUGAUUCUUACAUGGAUUCCAAAUUCAACCCUUAAAAAGAAUACCAGAAGCAUUGAAAAUAGUCCCAACAGGUCACAUGGAGCUACACCUAAAUCCAGUCCCAGACGAACACCACGUCAAGAAUUUUCUAAAACUGAAAAUAGCGUAACAACACCGACAACAUGUAUGACAGAUCUGUCUCCAAUGGAUUCCUGUGUAUCUGUUGGGAGUGAUCUUGGUGAAAAAUCGUCACAAAAUGCUGCCAGAAAGGAAAUGGAUAUUGAUAGUAAUUCAGACUCCACAGGAUCAAAGGAAGAAGGUGUAGAUAGCUUUACACAAGAUGAUGAACAUCGAAGAAAACUCAGCAGUGCCAGCAGUGGAAGUAACUCCGGAAUUGCUUCAGCUGGUGAUGAAUUCAUUCAGAACAAUGAAAAAUGCAUAAGUAAUUUGAACAAACAUAAAAAUGUAGGCCAACAUGUUAAUGAUUUAUAUGUUGAAAAGGUUAGUAAAAUCAAUUCUGAGCUGAAUAACCUAACAAAACUUGCUCUUGAGGAUGACAUUACAACUUCGAAACAAACUGCUAGUAGUUUAGAAGCAUCUGAUCUACACCAAAAUGAGUUAAAUGCACAGAGAAAGCAGCGGACAAGUUCAAGUAAAUCUAUCAGUAUUGAAAUGGAUGGGGAUAGUUUGUGCGUAACUACAGAAGAGCUUGAUGAUGAAGUUCUGUCCAGUGAGAAAAAUCUCAGUAGUGAGCAUAGUGAUGACAGUGACAUGGAGUAUAGGUAUGAAUGCAGCAAUAAUAAUCCACCAAACAGGUGUUCACAGGAGCAGUCAGUCAACAGUAUAAAUGGGAAUAAAAAUUCCGGUGCUGAAAACAUUGACAAUGUAUCAAGUAUGGACCAUUUGACACAGAAUGGAAUAAAUAGCUCAGAUUCUCCAAGUACAGAAGAAAAUACUGUACAGAGUCAGCAGACUGUGCCACCUCAUCCUCAGAGCUUGGAUCUUAGUGCAAUAAACACAACAGCAGUCUCAGCUGGUUUAAAUGAAAAUGACUUUAUAGCGCCCAGCAUUUCAGUUACACACCGACAAUAUUCGUCAGAUUCGUCAACAACAACUUCAGGUCCUGAUUCAGAACCACCAAGCCCUUACUCGUCGUCUCCUUCAUCGUCACAAUUUGAGCCCAUAAUUUACCUGGACACACCUUCCAGUCCAGAGUCCCUGUCACACAACCUACAGUUUCCGGAAAAUGCUGUGAGUUCCAAGAAAGACAAAGACAAGAAAUCAGCAAAGGAGCAGAUUUGUGGGGUGUUCUCUGUAGAUCUUGGUCAGAUGAGGUCAUUACGUGUGUUCUACAGUGAUCCUGAAAACACUAUUGGUCAGAUUGUGAUUGCAAGUCGAGAGAGCCAGUAUAAAAUACUGCACUUCCAUCACGGAGGCCUAGAUAAACUGGCAGAGAUAUUUCAGGACUGGAGUCUCUUUGCUACCAAUCAGGACAAACUGAAUGAGACAGACAGACACUAUAAGCAGUUUAUGAUAGUGAAACCAUCUAUAACAGAUGACCAAUGUGAUCCUGAGGAAGGGGUUUACAGUAUGGUGACAGAGGAUAUCUGGCAAACACAUCUCAUGGAUGAUGGAGUCAUAGAAGAUGAUUAUCAAAUCAGAAAGGCAAUAUUUUUCGGUGGUUUAGAGCCAUGUUUACGCCAUGAAGUAUGGCCUUUCUUACUUCACUACUAUCCUUUCGACUCAACAUUUGAAGAGAGAGAACAGAUCAGGAAUGACAAGUAUAUUGAGUACCAAAACAUCAGAAAGAAAAGAGAGUCUAUGUCCGAGGAGGAACAGGAAUCAUUCUGGCGAAAUGUUCAGUGUACUGUGGAGAAAGAUGUUGUUAGAACUGAUAGAAGCCAUCCAUAUUUCAAGGGAGAGAAUAAUCCUAAUAUAGAGGUGCUCAAGAAUAUUUUACUAAAUUAUGCUGUAGAGAAUCCCCGGUUCGGAUACACACAGGGUAUGUCAGAUCUCCUGGCUCCGGUGCUGGCUGAGAUCCAGAAAGAGGUAGAUGCAUACUGGUGUUUUACUGGCCUCAUGCAGAAAACCAUCUUUGUUAGCUCACCAAAAGAUUGUGACAUGGAUAAACAACUGCUGUAUCUGCGAGAGUUGUUACGACUGAUGCAGCCUACAUUCUAUGAACAUCUUGUCCAUCUGGGUGAUGAUGCCUUGGAGUUACUGUUUGCUCACAGAUGGAUCUUGCUGUGUUUCAAGCGAGAGUUCAAUGAGAAAGCUGCCCUGCGUAUCUGGGAGGCUUGCUGGUCCCACUAUCAGACAGAUUAUUUCCACCUGUUUAUCUGUGUAGCCAUUGUGAGUAUCUACGGAGAGGAUGUGGUAGAACAGUGUUUACCUGCUGAUGAAAUUCUCCUACACUUCAGUAGUCUUGCCUGUCAUAUGAGUGGAGAACUUGUCCUCAGAAAGGCUCGAGGUUUGUUGCAUGAGUACCGUCGACGUCCUGUGAUACCAUGUACACUACAUGGUUUGUGUUCCCUGUGUGGCCAGGGUAUGUGGGACUCGGGUCAUGUACCCACAGUGGAAUGUGCAGGCAACCACCUGAAUGUCGAGUGCCCCUACCUUAGCCCAGUCAACUCGCCAGAAUCUGAAUAAGAUCAGUAAAGAAGGAGCAGAGAAUCAACAGUUUGAGCUUGAGUCAAAGUGUGAUUCAUGUUAUAGAGAUAUUGUGGAAGUACAAGAAAGUUUCAUAUAGGUGACUGGAUAAAGCCAGGUGUAAAUGCAGAGGUUUUAUCCCAUCUUUCCACAAGUUAUUCCAUGAAAACUUUGGAUUGAUUUGGAACCAUUUGUUUCUUUUGUUUUUUCUUUUGUAUUCUGUUAAUCUCAGUUUUUGUUUGUGCCAAAGAUGGCUCACAACUUUUAUUUCACUUGCCCUUGAUUGAGUCUUGUUUCACUUGCCAUAGGUUAACAUUUUUUGUGGGGUUUUUUAUACUUGUUGACCAGAAUUUUACUUCAAUUGAGCCUUUAGAAACUGUCUUUUUUCAUGGAAAAUAUUGAAAUUACUUGUCCACAGUUUGGGUGAAAUUUUUCCACAUGUUCAUUUCCACCUAGUUUGACAUAAAAUGUAUAGAUGACACUGAAAAGUGUUAAAUUGGGUGAAAAUAAAAGUUAGAUAUCGGUAAAUAUGCAAGAAGAAUUUAAAUUUUCUGCAUUAUUUCAAAAGCUUCGCAACAGUUUACUACUUUUGCACAAUAUUUUUGGUUGCCCGUAAGAAUAUCUUGGAAAAAUCUUAUGUCAAUAAGUUUGUACCACUAGUCACUUUCAGAGCAAUCACUUUUAAUAGAUUUUUGAGAGAAAUUUUUUUCACCUUAAAUGUGUGGGUUAUUAAGACUAAUUGUAAAAUUUUAAGAAUUGUAGCCUGUUAUAAUCUGGCCCGGGCAAAAGCAAUAUUUAAAAAUGAAGUAAUAUGUUUUGUUAUUCUGUCUCUGUACACUAACAAUGUGAGUGAAUAGUUUACUAACAAGUUUAUAAGACGAUGUUUACAUUGAUGAUCUCAGUGAUGAAGCAUUCCUGUAACACAGUACAGCAAAAAGUGGCACUUUAAGCAAAUUCUUAGAGUAGGAUAAUGUCUGAAAACAUGAUGUAUUCAAGAUAAUUCCUUACAAUUAUUGAAUAUUAUUACAGUUAUAUGAUACUUUACACAAGGCUUGAAAUAGUCGAAGAUUAGAUGCUAACCUUUUAACCUAAAUUGAAUUUUUUUUUUUUAAAUUCUCAUUAUUUAAGGGUUUUUGCAAGUCUGUUUUCAUGACAUAUGUUUGUAGUUUCUUAUUUUUUUGUGAUCAUUUUUUAUUUUGAUAUCUCUAGUACUUGUGGGUAAGCUAGUAUCCAUUGUUAGGCAUUCACAGUUGAUUUGGUGAAACUCUUAAGAGAUCAUAAUUUAGGCUGGAUCCUAAUGAAAUUUAGGUCAUUUGCCUUAAAAUCCCAUACACCAUCAGAAUUGGGUCAGAAACUAGGUCAGUAGGUCAUAUCAUAGAAAAGCUUUGUUAAUUCUGAAGAGGUCAUAUUUCUGUCUGAUCUUCAUGAAACCUGGAUAGAAUGUUUGUCUUUAUGAAAGUUAGGUCAAAUUUUAAAACUAGGUCAUCUAGGGUCAGAAAGGUAGGUCACUUGGUCAAAUCAUAUUCUAGAGGCUGUGUAUUUUCUGCCUGAUCUUUAUGAAACCUGGUCAGUGUUUGACCACAUGAAAUCUAGGUAAAGUUUGAAUUUGAGUCAGUUGAGGCAAAAAGGCAGGUCACUAAAUUAUGUGGUAGAGUCUUAACACUUUAGAGGCCAUAGUUUUAACUUGAUAUAUAUAUGAAGGCUAUUAAAAUGUUUUUCCUCAUGAAAUCUAGGCCAAGAUUUAACCUGGGUGGCUAGGAUCACUUUUUUUGUGCAGUAGGUCAGUUAGUCAAACAUUAAAACUUAAUUAACACAUUAGAGGCCAUAUGCUCUACUUGAUCUGUGUUUAAUUAACUGGUUUAUAGUUUUUGUCUUUAUGAAGGUUUAGUUAGAAACAGGGUCAUACGGGAUCAAAAAGAUGGCCACAUGGUCAAAUCAUUGAAAGCACUCUAGAGGGAAGCCAUAUUUUGUACCAGAUCUAUAAUGAAACCUGGUCAGAAUGUUUUUCUUUAGGAAGGCUGUAUUAGGUGCUGAAGUGGGUCAUCUAGGAGCCAGAAAGUAGGUCACAAGGUCAAAUCAUAUAAAAUUUUCUUAACCCUUAAAAGACCUCAUUUUACUCUUGAUAAACAUGAAACCUACUGAAAAUGUUUAUCUUACAGGUAUAUCUAGGACAAAUUCGAAUCUAGGUCAUCAUGACAUCAUAUAUAAUAUCUUGGUAUAAUUUCAGUUUUUCCCAGUUUAUUUUUUCAUUUUCCACAUUCGAUUUUGGGAUACAUUUACAGUUCAGAUUAAUUAAUUUAUGUCUUCCAUAGAGCUGGAGUAUAAGACAAUCUCCCGCCUCCCAACACUCUCCCUUGUUCAUUUAUAAUUGGUUGGAAUUUAACAUAAGUUGUAUAGAAUGAAGGAAGGUUGGGAUUUGUUGGCCACAUUUUUGUUUCUCAUUCUAAUGAAGACCAUCACAAAAACUUGCAAGUUUUUUUAUGCAUAAUAUUUUCUGUAUUAAGACAGGUAGUAUCUUUAUGAGAAUGAAGUGUCCAUUUUAAAUUGAAAAUGAAAAGCUUUUAAAAAAAAACGUGUGCAGAUUACAUUGUUUGUUAAUUGACAUGUUAUUUGAUAAGAGGAUAUAUUUCAUGAGAAAUAAUAUAUUAUUAGUCAGAUUUUUAUUAAAGUGUAGGAGUAAGGAAGAGGUAGUGUUAAAGCCGUCCCUUGUAGUACAUAAUAUUACUGUAUAGUACAUGUUUUAUUACAUUUGAUGAAUCUGGUAUUUACAUUUCAAAAAAUCUCAAGGACUCAUAUUUUGGUGACAUUUUGAUACAUGAUUGUUUUAGAAAUUAUGGCAUUUUCUCAUUUUGUUAUUUUAUGCCAGUUGAUAGGCAGUCACAUAGUAUGACAGGUGAUUUAGACAGGAAUAGGUUGUUAAGAGCCUGUCAGAAAACAUGCAUUUCUUCUACAUAUUCAGAUACUAUUUCCUAGACUUAUUUUAAUGUUUUGAAUUUUAUACCGUAAUAUUCCUAGGAAACAUACCAGAAAUAAAAAUAAACUAAUGUUGUCAUUCUGAUACACUUUGCUGUAUUACGUGGAAGGGUCAAGCUUUUGUUUAUGAUAGUGCCAAAUUAAUCUUAACCCUUAGCCUGCUGGCGGCAAGUGAUUCUGCCUUUGCGACCAGUGCAGACCAAGAUCAUCUGUGCAGUCUGAUCAUGGUCUGCACUGUUCGCUAUUCAGUCAGUUUCUUUUUUGGUAAACACCCCUUUUAACAGGUAAUGGCACUGUCCAAAUUGAAAGAUGGACAAGUUCAUUAUAGAAAUUUAGCAGGGUAAGGGUUAAAUAAUGUCCUAGAGACAAUUGUAUAAUGUCCUGUUCAGGUGGUUAUUGUGAACUUCAGUUAAAGCUUGCAGUAUAUCAUAGUUUAUCAUGAUCACUUUAACUACUGUUUACUGCUAGUUUGUAUUUCUUUUGACAUUACCUAGUUGAAUACUCACUGAGUAGGGAGGGAGAAGACAUUUUCAGAAAAUUUUACUAAGACUUAUGAUAAAGAAAACUCAGUUGUACUAUGAUCUCAGUAGUGUUUUGUUAGCUUUUCCAUUUAAUAACGGCUAGUACCUUCUAAUUAUGGUACCUAGGUGGAAGUAACAAUUACUGUUUACAGGGUUUGAAUGUUUUAUUAUAAAUCAUGUGUCAUUGUAAAUGUUAACAAAGUUCAUGUUUUACUAUCAGGACUAAGAUUUUGCUUAUACUCAGAUUGUUCUAGCUUGUCAUAGUCUGAAAAUGGAGUAGAAAUUUGCUAGACUUAAAAGAAAUAAACAUUGAAUCCUGUAAAUAUUAACAGUUGAAGACAACCUGUCAUUCUAGUGGUAUUGUUAGAAAAAUAUUUACAUUCGUCCUAUUCUUUUCCAUUGAAAAUUAUGACGUUCAUUUUGUAUGAACAGCAAAAGAAAAGGGGUGAAAUUUACGUCAUUGCUGCUUUGUGAUAACUCACUGCUGUUUUGACGAUGUCCGCAUAUAGUCAGGGAGAACCUUCCUUAGAUGAUGUCGCAGUUAUUCCGUGUGUUGAAACGGAAUGGCCGGGAAGCUGAUUUUAAUGUUAAAUGCCACAAAAUAUGUGCAAUUUAUAAUAUUAUCUUGUUUACAAAUGGAAAGGAAAUAUAAUAUAAUUAGAAAAACUAUUUUUUUCGGUGUUCAUGCAAAAUGAAUGACAGAAUGGGAUCGGCGGAUUAAACAUGAAUUGCUAGUGCGAUUCAUGAUUUGCCGAUCCUAUUCUGUCGUUCAUUUCGCAUGAACACCAGAAAAAAUUAUUUCAUUUCUUAAAUACAUUGAAAAAUACAAGGCGGAUCUUGUGUUAUGGUACUGAUAUAUCGUAUAGGUAUAUUAUGUAAGUAUAUUCCAUAUGCUGAUAUAAUAAAAUACAUGUAUUAAUGUUUCAAGCCUUUAGGGAACACAGAAGUUAAAAUGUUACCACAGGAAUGACAUACAUCUUGUGCUAAACACCAGCUGACGUACUGGAGUAUUAUUUAGAUGCAGGAAAUAUUGUGCCAAGGAAUAGAGAGCUGUCCAAAUGUUCAGCACAUGUACCUUCUACCUUUAACAUCCAGUACAGGACCGUAAACAAUGAUUGUCAAGCUAGGGUGUUUAAAGGGAUUUUAAGAAUCAGUAGUAGGCCUAAUAAUUUUAGAAAUUUUAAUGUUGAUAUAUUACUGAGGCCCAUAUGGAAGAUUGCUGCUGCCUUGUUGAAUAAAGUAUUAUUAUUAUUAUUAUUAUUAUUGUAAUAAACUUAAUAUAUGAUCAGAUACGACCUGGUAAAUAGGUAUGAGCUCCAGUGUAAAACAUUGUAAUGUCAUAAAAAUUCUGAUAUUUAAGUUACAGUGUAUUAUAAGCCCUGCAUGUGCCAUGUAAGUCUCAGUGUUUGACAGAGUUAAUCAAUUAUUUUUAUAGAAAAAAAAUCCUAGUUAUUAUUAUAAAUAUAAAUCUUAAAAUACAAAGUGGCAGAAACUGCUCUGAAUGUUUGCACAAUUACUAUACAUGUACUUCAUCAUCCUAGAUGUAUUUCAAUACUUCAUUGCCCCUGUGUCACCCUUAUAUUGUAAUAAAAUUACUCAUAACCAGGCCCAGUGUUCACGAAACAUUUCUUGGUCUCAGCUGAGUCAGAGACUGAAAUUUUGAUAGCAAAUUUUAGUAGAACUUACAGAUUAAAUUCUGAUUGAAACUGGCCAUCAGUACCGAAUAAUCCCUUAAAAAUAGUUAAUACCUUAACAUUUAAUUCUAAACAUGUAAAUUAGAUAUAGAUAAAAAAUAGGUUUUAUUAUCAAACUUAGCUGAGACUGAAAAUGUUUUGUGAACAUGAGGCCAGAUAUUACAGGUUAUACUCAAAACCUCUGCAGCUCUCAGUUCUAGUUAUUUAAGCUUUUUGUCUUUACAGGACAUCCUCAAAAAUAUGCUAUUUCUUCCACUUUCUUUUAGUCUUUACCUUACUUAGAAUUAAUUUUGCAAAUUGCACUCAGACUAUAUUAGUUAAUUAUCAUUUUUGUUCAGCAGGUUGCCAGUUGUGUAUUGUAUGUUAUGUUAUCUGAAAAAGUGAGGGCAUUGAAAAGGGAAUGUAUAGUAUAAAUGAUAAAUUAAAAUGUUUGUAUAAUUGUGUGAUAGUAUAAUUUUUAGGAACAUAAAAUGUCCUAGCCAUGCAUCCCUUUGAAGAAGUGGGAUGUUUUGCUUUGCACAUGUUGGUCAUAUUGGUUGGUCUGUUUGUCUGUCUGUUAUUAUUGUAUUUAUCUGAGUGAGAAACACUUGACCCAGAACAAUCAAACCUGGUAGCAUGAUCGGGGCAUAUGAAGUAUAUGAACCCCAAUGAUUUAAGGGUCAAUUGAUCAAAGGUCAAGGUCACAGGGGCCUGAACCUUGAAACGCUUUCCCCCAAUAAAUUGAGAACCCCUUGACUCAGCACAUUAAAACUUGGUAGCAUUAUUGGGCUUAUGAAGUAGAUGACCCCUUUUGCUUAGGGAUCAGUAGGUCAAAGUCAAAUAAACCUGAACUUCGAAAACAUUUUCUGCUCACUAACUUGCCAGAUCCAGUAUCUUCAAGCAUGAUAGCUUGAUUGGACUUAUCAAGUAGAUGACCUGUGUCAUUGUGGGGUCAAAGGUCAAGGUAUACCGCCUCAGUAGCCUAGUGGUAGAGCGUCUGCUUCGACUACAGGAGGUUGUGGGUUCGAUCCCUGGCAGCCUCAUACCAAAGAUGUGAAAAAUGGUACUAGCAGCUCCCUUGCUUGGCGCUCAGCGUUAAAAGGGAAACUGGCUGGCUUCUCUUCCCUUAUACCUUUGUGGUGAUUGAUUCCAUCAGGAAUGAGGUGUGAUUAAUAUAAGUUGUAGAACUUGCUUAACAAUCGACCUAAAAUAAAUUAGUAUAAACUAAAGUGUCAAGGUCAUUGUGAUCAUGGGACUGAAUAUGGGACAACCCAUCAUGGGGGGCAUAUGUUUUUUUAUACACAGCUCUUGUGUGAGAUUUAGACUGGUAUAAUUUAAAUAGUACUUGAAACAGACACUUGCAGUAGUCACAUUUAUAUAGGAAAAAAAUCUCAUGUACAUUUUUGUAUAUAGUUCAGCAUUCAAAUGUAUAUAGGCGACAGUCACCUGUAUAGGCAAGCAGUCACUUUUAUGUAGGUGAACAGUCACAUGUGUAUACACCGUGUCAGUCCAUAAAGAUACCUUAUAGUGCAUUUUACAUGCCCAGUACUUCCAAGCGCAGGGCACAGGGCACAGGAGUCUCACAGCGGAGUAUAAACUGAAAUCAUCAUUUCACUGGAAAAGUGUCUAUAAACAAGGGUGAAAUUAAAGCAUAUUUUUUUAAGACUCUGACAAAACUUCUGAUAAAAUUUAUUACUGUAUGUUGAUAUGCAUAGUUCAGUGAUGUGUAUUAUCUGACUGAAGACAUUGUUAAUAGUCUUUGACAGACAAUGUUUGGAAUGAAGCCAUGUCCACUUUUACUCGGCAUAGUAAAUUGCUCUACAAGGAGACCUUUAUGGAUUGACACAAAUAUACAUGUAUGUCAGUUGGAUUAUUCUAAUCUCGUUUUCUCAUAGACCUAUUUAUAUAUUAGAUUUAUAUUUGUUUUGGGCUUUUUUUUUGUUAGGAAAACUUUUUAUUAAGCAUUGUUGAGUGUUAUAAAGACUUCCAGUACCUUGCUGUAGAGAGACUUGUGGAACUGUCUUUUUAUUGAUGUUUUUAAAGCAAAUCAGAAUGGUAACUAUAAUACAUAAAGGUUAUAUAUGGAGGUUUAAAGUGUCAGAAAAUGUGAGUUAACAUUCAUGGAAUGUCUCUUUAUUAGAACUUUACCAUGCUGCACUGACAAAAACAUAUUAUAUAGCGAAAAAUACAUGUAAUUAAGUUUGCUUGUUUGUUAUAUUUCUUACUUCUGAUUGCUGUUUAUAUUUGCUGGCUUUUCCUUAAGCAAUUCCUUAAAAUUGAAAGUCCAUCAAGAAGUAUUAUAAAGAAGUAUAGUUUAUAUGAAAGUUAGUCUGUGUUCACUUAGAGAACACAGCAUUAGGGUUUAGUGCAAUAUCACAUAAAAGUGCUUAAUAUCUUAAAUAGAAUAUUUUUUCUGAUCUUCAUUUUAUUGUUGUUGUUACUUGUGCAUAAACAUUCCAUUAUUUGAGUUUUGUGUUACUGUAAACACCUAUAAUGCCGGUGAAAAAAAAUGUAUUAGUUAUCACAUAACAGAUUUUCAGUGACCUGUACAAGUGACAGAUCACAUGGUUUUAGUGCCAAAUUGUAAAAACUGCUAAGGUACACACAAUAUAGUAUUUCAGUAAGAGGUUGUUUUUUGUUGCAAAUACAUGUACGCUGUAUGAAACUUUGCAGCUUCAAGAGGAGCAUUGGUCUGGUAGUAAAGGUGUUUGCCACUCAACCCGUGGAUUGUGGGUGCCUAGGGCCACUGCUUCACCUGAUAUGACAUCAGGACUGCCUUUUCUAGGAAGUGGACUCGGAAGUGGUUCAGAUAAGCUUGAAGCUUUCAUCACAAUUGAGCUAAAAUAAAUUAGAAUACACUAAACAUUGUGUCAGUGGUUUUAUCUCUGAUGACUGGUGGUUUCUUUACAACUUUAUGGCAGGACUUGUUCUUAAAUACAAAAAAAAAGUUUUAGUAAAUCUAGGACAGAAAAUGAGGUCACUUGGUUGGUAUAAAGGUUAUUAAAAAUGUAUAAAACACUAACAGCUGUAUUUUAAGACAGACUCAUUGACAUAAAUCAACAUGUAUUUAUCCAACUUGGUCAGUUGUAUUUUAGUAACAGCAAGUUUUCAUUAAAAACGAUAGCUGCAAAGGUUAAAUAAUAUGUGACCAUGUCAAGUUUAAUAGAUAGAGCAAUGAAACUGAAUAUAGUUUUUUUGUAUAUAAGAUGUAUUAAAAUUGAUUUAUUAGGACAGAAAAUAAAACCUUAAAUGCUUUACCAGUUAUUCAAAAGAACAUCCAUUUCUCUUAUAAGAUAUAGGAAAUAACACUGUAUAUAUUUUGAUUUCAAUACUAUUAUUAUACACACAUGCACAUUCUUGUAAACUUUUGUCUUUCAUUCUGUUUUGGUGAUAUUUUUGUUUUUUUUGUUGAUAUUAUUUCAGUGACAAGUCAUAAUAUAUUAAAAGUGUAUUUAGUUCUGAAUAUUAUAUGUAGUUGUGGUGUUAGAAGUGAUAUUACAGAAGAAUAUAUACAUGUAUAUAAAGAUAAAAACAACAGCAAA